Messenger RNA from Trypanosoma rangeli, 996 nucleotides. RefSeq lists its product as uncharacterized. The transcript has a single exon. The coding region runs from base 1 to 996 and encodes 331 amino acids. NCBI's taxonomy places the organism in Eukaryota, Euglenozoa, Kinetoplastea, Trypanosomatida, Trypanosomatidae. The record is from RefSeq and is a predicted model, not a curated record.
AUGCUCCUGCUGUACUACCUCUACUAUGUGUUUAAGCGACCACGUGAGGUUGCGGCGUCCACCAUCGCCCCCUUUUUGAUCUUUAUGAACCACCUAACCGACGGAGCGACCGCGGGCUACGAUAAACCACUCAUGAGCCUUUUCCAUCCGGAACUGCUGAAGGACGUGGAGCGGGGCCUGAUUCGGGCCAUGGCGCGCUGUCUCUGUAAACAUUUCGGUAAAGUUGUGCACGUCCCCCGCGACACGGCGAUGCUUAGGAGCCGAGACGACGAUGUGAGCUUUGUUGCUCUUGUAGACUUCCAGCACGUCAGACAGGUGAAGUGCCGCAUGUCGUGGAGGUGGUGCCCCCCCAAGGGUGUCUACUUUGCCAUGCCCGUCGCCCAGCGACAUUUUCAAGUCACCGGCUUUCAUGUAGAGCCUCAAUCGAUGGUUCAGUUUGACGUUUUGGAGUUUCUGCACACCGAGGACUUUGUGCCCUUUGCGGGGUCGUUUGUGGAGAAGUUGUUUGAACGGCCUCCAAAGGCGGCAGUGAUGAUGAUGGCGCCGCCGCUGCAGGAGCGUUACUUGGCGGAGCUGGAAAAGCUGCAGAACAGCAUUCAACGCGUGUGCGGGAGUGCGCCGGAGUCGCGCCCGGACGUGAACGCGAGACUCGUGAGCGAGACCAUCCUACGCGACCCCGCCUCGUCGGGCCCCUCCUGUGCAAACCUGGGCAGUGAUAGCGCCAGCAAGGGCGCUGGGGAAGCCGCGGAGGAUGUUAGAGGUGAGAAAGGCAACACAUGUGAGGCAGCAGAAAUGCCCACCAAAAGAGCUGUGCGGGGAAUUGAAAUGCAUUUUGUGGUAGGCGGUGUGGGGCUGCGGGAGGUGGAGGUGACCGUGGUGCUUUCCUUUAGCGGUCUCCGCUGCCACGUCAUCCGCUAUGAGGUUCGCGCUCAACCAGAUACUCGGACACACAUUUUGCUCGAUCAAGACACGGGCGAAAAGACUUUUGUGGCCUGA